AUGGAGUUGUUUCGACGUGAAGCAGACCACUGGUUUAUGCUGAAUCAUCAGAACGUUGUCCAUCUCUACGGAGCGUGCCACGUCGGGACUCCAUUCUUCGUGUGCGAGCCAGCCAAGUCGAUAUCUUUGAACUCUCAUUACCUACACGAGCGUGGAAUUGUCCAUUGCGACUUGAAAGGGAACAACUUCAUGGUAGGCACAGACGGCAAAACUAUCAAACUCGGAGACUUUGGCAUGAUGCCAUGGAAGGCUCCUGAAUCUUUGAAGGGUGAAGACCCCACCGUCAUGUCGGACGUUUACGGCUUUGGAAUGUGCAUCUUUGAACUUUUCAGUGGAAACAUUCCGUGGGCUGGCGUCCCUGAAGCUGCCGUCAAGUUCCACUGGAGUCUGAUUCAGCACAUGUGCUUCUACGAGCCUUGCGAUCGCAUUAGCCUCGAUGCCGUCGUGGAGAUGCUGCACACUUUCCGCUUUGGGAAGUAG
This is a messenger RNA of Phytophthora infestans T30-4, 480 nucleotides long. RefSeq lists its product as uncharacterized. The record is from RefSeq and is a predicted model, not a curated record. NCBI's taxonomy places the organism in Eukaryota, Oomycota, Peronosporomycetes, Peronosporales, Peronosporaceae. The coding region runs from base 1 to 480 and encodes 159 amino acids. Gene Ontology annotation, cellular component: cytoplasm. The transcript is spliced from 4 exons. Gene Ontology annotation, molecular function: ATP binding; protein kinase activity. Gene Ontology annotation, biological process: protein phosphorylation; signal transduction.